CACACACUUAACAAGAACUCAGAAAGCUUAUUCCUUUAAAAUUGCCGAUUCCUCUUCCCAUUGAAGCAUGGUUCUAGUAUAAUCCAAUCCUAUCUUAUAGUUUGGUGGGUUGAACAUGGAGCCGCCGCCUAAUGGUGAAGAACUCACUUCGUGGGAUGAGCUAUAUAACAUAAAUUUGAUUCCUUCUGAGUUGUUCCUCAAGUUUAGAAAAGAAAUUCAGGGGUUUCGAGUUGGUGUCAAUUUGGAGUUCUUCAAUGCCCCUAUGAAUGAUUUCCAAACUAAGCUUGUGCUGAAACCUUUAUCCCCUGAACGGAGGUGGAAGUUUGCAUAUGAGCCUAUAAGACAAGAUGUACGCCUUAUUUCCAAAAAGAUCCCUGUCACAAAAUUUCUUAAUCUCCAGGUUGGCAUAGGCCACAAUUUCAAGAUGAAUGCAAUUGGUUGGAAAUGGAAGCUCACCACCUGUUUUGGUGGAGAUGGAAUUUCUCGGAUUCGGAAUAAGACAACUCUUGGCUUGGUUCCCGGCCUGGAUUUUCGAUUUGGGUGGAGGGCAGAUUAUGUUCUUCCAGAAGUUACUGGAGCUCUUGGUACCGAUGAAGCAUUGUUCAACUUGAACUCUGGGCGGUUGCAAGCAUCAUUAGAUAGAGUUGAGGCCAUUGUGACUGCCACAUGAUUGGUCAUCAAAACAUCAGCAGGGCCAGCAUGAAUUGAAAGUGAUGGGGUGGUUUUCCAACUCGGUGGCUUGUUUGUAUAGCAUUAAGUAGCCAGGGCAUGAAUGAACCAGAUUUUGGAAAUCAAAUAGUUCCCUGAAAUUAGAUCAUGUUCAUAUAAGGAAAUGGCUUUCAUUAUUCUCCUUUUAUUGUCUUCCCUCACUUGCCUUUUUAUAUGUUAGUUACUUCCAUGGGGAGUCUCCCGGUGAAAUUACUGGUAAAUCAGGUUAUUUAUACUGUUGAGGUUAUUAGAGAGGGUUUGUGAUUUGUCAUGUUCUUUUUUCUCUUUGGAUGAUUGAAAACUUAGUUUCAAAAUCCACAAUGAAGCAGAAAAAGCUUCUAAAUGGACCUAUUUAAGGUAUAGCCCUGUAUAUCAACAAUCUUGUUGGCUACAUAGUCCAUUUACAUUAUUACAAAAGUAAGCUGGUGGCAUUGUGUAGA
This is a messenger RNA of Gossypium raimondii (Peruvian cotton), 1148 nucleotides long. RefSeq lists its product as uncharacterized. The record is from RefSeq and is a predicted model, not a curated record. The coding region runs from base 116 to 670 and encodes 184 amino acids. Lineage: Eukaryota; Viridiplantae; Streptophyta; Magnoliopsida; Malvales; Malvaceae. The transcript has 6 exons.